CCGUGACACAAGAGGUACUGAACAGAACCAGGGACAGGAAUGCGAGAUUAAAGUUUCGAUCACAUGAAGGAACUAGUAUCUGUCAAGUCUGUUGUCAGUCCUGGACUAGGAAGAAGUGAUCUCGUAAUAUUUUGCUAGUGACAUUAAAAACACACAGCCACAUUUCAGCGGCUAAUAACCCUUAGCUAUAUUGCUAACUUUAGCGACCUGACUAGUGCAGGAAGUGGAACCUGAACAAAAACUCAAGGACGUGCGAAUAUCGUCAUCGUCGUAAGCAAAAAAAUAUAAAUUUCAAGUUGGACCGGUGGAGCGGUUUCAGGAAAGCGGGUCAGGAAAAAUUACACGACCGGGACUGCCUCCCGCGUGGUUUUUCGAGAAUCUGCCGGCUGGAAAUAUGAAUUACUCGCGGUUCCUCACGGCCAUUAGCGCGGCAAGGAAGCCGUCGCCCAUCAGGAUUUUGACGGAGCUGCAGCAGCGUUCGCCCCCGUCGCUGAUUUCGCUGGCCGGCGGGGCCCCCAACCCAGACACGUUCCCCUUUGAGUCGGCCGUCAUCAAGGUCAAGAACGGUCCGGCAGUCUCCUUCGACGAGGUGGCCAUGAAAAGGGCUCUCCAGUACUCCGCCUCUAAUGGAAUCCCCGAGCUGCUGAUGUGGAUGAAGAAUCUGCAGAAGGAACUCCACGACCCACCGACGGCUGUCUACAGUCCGGAUCGGGGGCAGAUGGAUGUCUGUGUGACCACAGGGAGCCAGGAGGGACUCUGCAAGAUAUUUGAGAUGCUGGUCAGCCCAGGAGAUGACAUCCUGCUGGACUCGCCCACCUACCCCGGAACCCUGGCGGCGCUCCAGCCGCUGGGUUGCAACAUCGUCAACGUCCCGAGCGACCAGCACGGGAUGAUCCCGGCGGCCCUCGAGGAGGUCUUGUCCCGCUGGGACCGGUCAGACGUCCUCAGGCCCAAAGUCCUGUACACGAUUCCUAAUGGGGGGAACCCCACCGGAGCGUCCAUGACCACGCAGAGGAAGAAGGAAGUCUACGAGCUGGCACGGAUGUACGACAUGCUCAUCAUCGAGGACGACCCUUACUACUUCCUGCAGUUCCAGAAGCCUUGGGCGCCGACCUUCCUCUCCAUGGACGUAGACGGGCGCGUCAUCAGAACCGACUCCUUCUCCAAGAUCCUGUCUUCGGGCUUGAGGAUCGGCUUUGUGACGGGUCCCAAGCCCCUGGUGGACCGGGUGGUUCUGCACAUCCAGGCCUCCACCAUGCACACCAGCACCUUCACGCAGCUCAUGGUGUCACAACUCUUGCACAGCUGGGGCCGAGACGGUUUUCUUCACCACACAGACGGGGUGAUCGAGUUCUACAGAAGACAGCGGGACGCAAUGAUUAGCUCCGCGGAGAAGUGGCUUACAGGUCUGGCCAAGUGGCACGCCCCGUCGGCAGGGAUGUUCCUGUGGCUCGAGCUGACGGGCGUGCGUGACACCCGGAAUCUCAUCAUGGAGAAGGCCCUGGAGAAGGAGGUGCUGCUGGUCCCGGGGAGCGCGUUCACGGUAGACGGCGGCGAGCCGUGUCCUUACGUCCGGGCGGCGUUUUCGCUCUCAACACCCGAACAGAUUGACGAAGCUUUCAGACGCCUCGCGGGCCUCAUCAGAGAGGCCUCGUGAUUCGGGACUCCUCCUCCUUUUAUAUUUGAGUCAGUUAUUAUUGAUAUGCUUUUGCGAGGAAAUAUUUCGGGACCUAAUAUUCUCGCCAAUGAUCUAAAAAAAAAAAAAAAACAAGAUGGCUCAUUGGCCACCAAAACUGGAUCGCCAUCUUGAUACUCCCGAAACAACCGGGCCGACCUGCCCAGGUCAAGUUACAAAAGAUUUACUUUGAAACUGUUAAAGUUUGUUUGUAAAGGUUUCUUUUUUUUUCUGUGAAAUUUUUUUGUGAUGAAUUUCAUCAUUCAGAGCUCUGCAAAUUGAAUUAGAUUUUCAAAUGCGAGGAAGAAAAAUUUCAAUUUUCUGAAAUGGGACGUUGCAGAGACAACAAAUAAACAAUCCGUUCAUUUUCCAA
Molecule: messenger RNA, 2048 nt
Organism: Syngnathoides biaculeatus (alligator pipefish)
Lineage: Eukaryota; Metazoa; Chordata; Actinopteri; Syngnathiformes; Syngnathidae
Gene: aadat
Product: aminoadipate aminotransferase
Exons: 13
Coding region: 395-1657 (420 amino acids)
Biological process (GO): biosynthetic process
Molecular function (GO): L-kynurenine:2-oxoglutarate transaminase activity; pyridoxal phosphate binding
Source: RefSeq, a predicted model, not a curated record